CUGAGGAAGAAUCAGUUUAAAUUUCACUUCAGUGGAUUACGUUUCUGCUGAGAAGCGACACUAUCGAGUUCGGAGAGAUAUUCCUGUCCUUUAUUGUUCCUCCUAAACCUCUGGAGUUCUCCGACAGCAUGGACGGUGCGCUGGACCGGCUGGAUGCUGCAGGUUUCUUACAGAUCUGGCAACACUUCGACAAAGAUGAUGACGGCUACAUCGAAGGGAAGGAGCUGGAUGCGUUCUUUAAACUCGUGUCACAAAAACUUGGGAUGAAGAAGGAGGAGAUGGCUGAGGAGAAAAUCAGAGGAAUCAGACAAAGACUUGCAUCCUCCUAUGAUACUGCUGCAAAUAGACGUCUUCACAUUCAAGAGUUGGCCUCACUGAUGCUGCCUGAGGAGGAGAACUUCCUACUUCUGUUCCGCCGAGAAACUCCGCUGGACAACAGUGUGGAGUUCAUGAGGAUCUGGAGAGAAUAUGAUGAAGACAGCAGCGGCUACAUCUCAGCCAAUGAGCUUAAGGGUUUCCUCAGAGACUUGUUCUUCCAGCACAGGAAGUCCGUCAGCCCUGGAAAACUGGAGGAGUACACAGAAACCAUGAUGAAGAUGUUUGACAAAAACAGAGACGGCAGACUGGAUUUAAAUGACUUGGCCAGAAUUUUGUCUCUGAAAGAAAACUUCUUACUGAAAUUUAAGAUGGAUGCUUGCAGUCUGGAGGACAGGAAGAGGGACUUUGAGAAGAUAUUUGCUCACUAUGAUGUUAGUAAGACGGGCGCUUUGGAAGGUCCUGAGGUGGACGGAUUUGUCAAAGAUAUGAUGGAGUUGGUGAAGCCCAGCAUCAGUGGAACAGAACUGGACAAGUUCAGGAAGUCGUUGAUGGGUCACUGUGACAUCAAUAAAGACGGAAAAAUCCAGAAGAACGAGCUGGCGCUGUGUCUCGGCCUGAAACUCAGCUAGUGGACCCAGAGAACAUUUAUAAAAGAGGCUUCUUUUUUCAACAUUUCUCCUGUCUCCACGUUUGUCCUGAUUUAUUCCGCCUGUCCGCCUG
Molecule: messenger RNA, 1038 nt
Organism: Cololabis saira (Pacific saury)
Lineage: Eukaryota; Metazoa; Chordata; Actinopteri; Beloniformes; Belonidae
Product: secretagogin-like
Exons: 11
Coding region: 129-947 (272 amino acids)
Biological process (GO): regulation of long-term synaptic potentiation; regulation of presynaptic cytosolic calcium ion concentration
Cellular component (GO): cytosol; synapse; nucleus
Molecular function (GO): calcium ion binding
Source: RefSeq, a predicted model, not a curated record